AUGACCCAUAAGGAAGUGUUUGCUCUAGAAGAAAAUGAACCAACAGGGGACGCUAUUUGUCAAGCAAUUGUUCAGAAUGAUAUGAGAGCCUUAAAACGAUUGGCUGAUCAUCCCAACUUUAAUCCAAACAUAUAUCAUCGGUAUGGAUGGACGCCUUUGCAAGUAGCCGUUAUUCAAGAUAAUGAGCAGAUGGUCAAGCUUUUACUUGAAAAGGGAGCAGGUAUAGAUUAUAUUAUGAAUGGUGUUAUCGGUCUUAAUCAUUCCCCUAUUCGAGUAGAUCCUAACCUUCAAGAUCAGUAUUAUCCUCGAUCUCAUCAAGCAGCAAAUACAAGACAGGUCGAAUUUUCCGAGGAUCUGUUACCUUAUCGUGACUAUAGAGAAUACACGGCGCUUCAUUAUGCAGUAAUCAUUUGUAAUCCACAGAUUGUAAAGCUUCUCUUAGAUCAUAUGGCUGAUCCUUUUGCACGUAAUUCACAUGGUCUAACUGCGAGAGAGUACUUGUAUUACGUAGAAAGAUACACAGGAGAACAAAAUUUGGAAAUCGAAGACAUGCUUUACAAAAAGGAGGCAUCUUAUCCAAAGGAUAAAGCUGAACAUGAAGAGCGUAUGCGUAAAGCACAGCUACAGAAAGAAAAAGAAUACCGCAAAAAGCAUCCAUUAGAAGAUGCUUUAAAAACCCGUAUAGUUGGCCAAUUAGGUCCAAUUUAUGCUUUAGCUAGUGCCAUACGUCGCAAGCAAAAUGGAUGGCAUGAUGAGGAGCAUCCGCUUGUCUUUUUGUUUUGUGGUUCAUCUGGCGUUGGUAAAACAGAGCUGGCUAAAGCUUUGGCGCAAAAUUUGCAUGGAAAGCAGAUUGACAAGGGAUUUAUUCGAAUUGAUAUGAGUGAAUUUCAACACAAGCAUGAUGUAUCAAGAUUUAUUGGAUCACCUCCUGGCUAUGUUGGAUAUGAUGAAGGAGGACAGCUGACAGAAAAACUUAAAGAAUGUCCUAAUGCUGUUGUCUUGCUUGAUGAAGUAGAAAAGGCUCAUCCAGAUGUUUUAACAAUCAUGUUGCAGCUCUUUGAUGAAGGCCGUAUUACGGACGGAAAGGGCACAACAGUUGAAUGCAAGGACGCGAUUUUUAUCAUGACUUCCAACUUGGCACAACAUGAAAUUGCUGAUGAAGCAGAGCUUUUGAGACUUGAGGCCUCUGUUUCUUCUGAUGCGCAAACAAAAGGUGUUGCAACCGUUACAUCCACAGAUCCUGCACCAGAGAAAAACUUGAGCGACCUUCAAGAAGAACAGCUAAAACAUGGGCAAAUUUCUUUAUCUCGUCGAUUCAUUGAACAUACAAUUUAUCCAAUCUUAUAUCAGCACUUCAAACGAGAUGAAUUUUUAGGUCGUAUAAACGAAGUUCUCUUCUUCUUACCAUUUAGUGAUGACGAACUAAAGGAGAUUACUUCUCGAGAGCUUUCUAAAUGGGCAGAAAAAGCAAGAAAAAGACAUGGAAUCACAAUGACAUGGGAUGCAGACGUAGUGGACGUUUUAGCUCAAGGAUACAACAUUCGUUAUGGUGCACGUAGUAUUAAAUAUGAAGUUGAAAGAAAGGUGGUAAAUCUGAUUGCUAAAGCACAUGAAAAUGAUGAAGUGUUGGAUGGAGGACGUGUCCAUAUAGUGGUUGAUAAGUCUAUAGACAAAAAGGCCCGUAUUUGCAAGAUAGAAAUUCCUGAACGCGGUGGUGAUGAUAAAAAGAAAUCUGGUGGUUGGUUUAGUAGUAAAAUUUAA
This is a messenger RNA of Rhizopus microsporus ATCC 52813, 1761 nucleotides long. RefSeq lists its product as uncharacterized. Gene Ontology annotation, cellular component: cytoplasm; mitochondrion. Bases 1 to 1761 code for a protein of 586 amino acids. Gene Ontology annotation, biological process: cellular response to heat. Lineage: Eukaryota; Fungi; Mucoromycota; Mucoromycetes; Mucorales; Rhizopodaceae. The transcript has 8 exons. The record is from RefSeq and is a predicted model, not a curated record. Gene Ontology annotation, molecular function: ATP hydrolysis activity; ATP binding; protein binding.